AUGUGGUUUGAAGAGGGGCGUCAGAGCGGCGUCGUACGGACAGCAAAAGCAAGCAAACAGGUGGCGCAGCACUACAAGACAGCAUCCGAGGCGCAGCAGACCCAGAAGCAGCUCAACGACAUGUCACAGCUACUGCCCUACAAGGAGGUCAUCCGCCUGGCAAGGGAGGGGGACCCGCAUAAGACCUCCCUCGUCGCCUGCCUCGCUUCUCUCUCCUCCGAGCAGCGAGCGUACCUGGGCGCGGCGCUUACAGGACAGACUAAGUCGGCCAGCCGGUCCGGAUGCAAGCGGUCCUUCGCCGCCACGUUGGCCCCCGGGGGGGGCCCCCCCCGAGAGGGCCCCGAGGACGUCACGUGCCUAAUCUGCAACCAGCGGGGCCACCGCUUUCAAAACUGCCCACAACUCCAGGCCAUACCCCGGGACCAGCAGCAGGCAGCGGUCGACAGGGCUCGGGCGCGCUUGCGGGCGGGCGCCCGGCUCCUGGAGGACGGUGUUCAGAGGGACCCCGGGAUGUGUCUUGCUGCCGCCGCCCGCGGUGGCCAUGUGGGCCUCACACACUGGCUCCUACAGCAGUUUGGGCCGGCUGGAGGGCCAGGGUUAAUAUUCCGAACGCCGUACAGGUACGACGUCAUCGACGGGGCUGCACACAGGUUCGACCUGGCGACGUUGCAGCAGCUGCACCAGACCCUCCUGCAGCUCGACGGUGCCAGCAGCCGACUAACCCGCUACACCCUUGCGGGGGCCCUGUGA
This is a messenger RNA of Volvox carteri f. nagariensis, 750 nucleotides long. RefSeq lists its product as uncharacterized. The record is from RefSeq and is a predicted model, not a curated record. NCBI's taxonomy places the organism in Eukaryota, Viridiplantae, Chlorophyta, Chlorophyceae, Chlamydomonadales, Volvocaceae. The transcript is spliced from 3 exons. The coding region runs from base 1 to 750 and encodes 249 amino acids. Gene Ontology annotation, molecular function: nucleic acid binding; zinc ion binding.